Molecule: messenger RNA, 702 nt
Organism: Cutaneotrichosporon oleaginosum
Lineage: Eukaryota; Fungi; Basidiomycota; Tremellomycetes; Trichosporonales; Trichosporonaceae
Biological process (GO): ubiquitin-dependent protein catabolic process; protein deubiquitination
Cellular component (GO): cytoplasm
Molecular function (GO): cysteine-type deubiquitinase activity
Source: RefSeq, a predicted model, not a curated record
AUGCCCUCGAAGUGGGUUCCUCUCGAGGCAUCGACUGAGGUGUUCACCGAUUGGGCUCGCCCCCUCGGCCUCCCCGAGAAGCCUCUCUCUUUCCAGGACGUGUGGUCGCUCGACGAGGAGAUGCUCUCCUUCGUCCCGCAGCCCGUCAAGGCUGUACUCCUGCUCUUCCCUGGCCGUGGCAAGAUCCAAGACUUGAGGAUCAAGGAGGACGCUGUGGAGGGCAACCGCUUCAAGGGUGACGUGUGGUACAUCAAGCAGCAGAUCCCGAAUGCUUGCGGCUCUAUCGGCCUCCUCCAUGCCCUCCUGAACCUUCCGGAGAGCGAUCUUGAGAAGGACAGCAAGCUGUUGCAAUUCAAGAAGGCGUCGCUCCCUCUCGACGCCCAGAAGAAGGCCGAUCUUCUCGACGAGACGGACUUCUUUAGCGAGGCUCACACGGCCACAGCCCAGAGUGGGCAGAGUGAGGUGCCGAGCGGCGCCGCGCUUGACGUCGACAAUCACUUUAUUGCUUUUGUGCAGGCCAAAAACGAGGCGGGCGAGACGCGCCUCGUCGAGUUGGACGGCAACCGCGCGGGUCCAUUUGACUGCGGGCCGAGCACAGACUUGCUGCGCGACACGGCCAAACUUGUGCGCGAGAAGUACAUUCCCAACGCCGAGGGUGAUGUGAGCUUCAGCAUGAUUGCGCUGGCAGGUGAGGCCGAGUGA